Drosophila bipectinata is the source of this 2116-nucleotide messenger RNA. RefSeq names its product putative inorganic phosphate cotransporter. Gene Ontology annotation, molecular function: transmembrane transporter activity. Gene Ontology annotation, biological process: monoatomic anion transport; transmembrane transport. NCBI's taxonomy places the organism in Eukaryota, Metazoa, Arthropoda, Insecta, Diptera, Drosophilidae. The record is from RefSeq and is a predicted model, not a curated record. Gene Ontology annotation, cellular component: membrane.
AGAUCGGAUACGUCAGAGGCCUUCUGGAGCGAGGAGUUGCGUCAAUAAUCCGCCUCAAUUUGCGAUAUUAUUUGUAGCAUCCAUACCCCUGGGGACUCACCAGCCGACAAACAAGCCAUACCAUAUAUAUUUUUUUGUCAAUAUAUAUAAAAAAGAAUAUCUGGUGAAUGAUUUCGCUCGGGGUGCUAGCUCAGGCUUUCGAAGCUUUCCGAGUGUCGUAUAAAUGUUGGUAAUACAAUGGCCAUGGGUCUUAGAACCAUUCUGCCAACCCAGCAGUGCAGAGCCAACACUAGGCUAAAAAGCCAGAACCAUAAAGUGACUGAAAGUGCUAAAGUUUCCUGGUCUUUCGCCGCGAUCACCAUGACUCAAAAGAUUCCGAAGGGACCCCGCCUGGGUGUCCGUCACCUGCAGUCCUUCCUGCUCUUCCUUGGACUCACGGUGAUGCACAUUGCCCGCCUGAACGUGAGCGUGGCCAUCGUGGCCAUGACCAAUGCCGCCAGUACGAAUCCCAAUUUUCCGGAAUACAACUGGAAUGAAAAACACAAGUCCUACAUACUGUCAAGCUUCUACUGGGGCUAUAUCCUGACCCUGUGCCCCGGCAGCUUCUUGUGUCGACGGUACGGCGCCAAAGUGGUUCUCUUUGUGGCCAGUUUCGGAACGGCUGUCUUCAGCCUGAUGACCCCCUGGUGCAUAUCCUGGGGCGGUUGGCAGGUCUUCUGCGCCAUCCGCAUUCUGCAAGGCUUGUUCCAGGGCGUCAUCUUUCCCUGCGUCACCGAGCACCUCGCCAUGUGGUCGCCGCCGGAGGAGAGAAAUCGUCUGGGCGCCUUCAGUUACACGGGAACGGACUGCGGCACGGUGCUGGCUAUGUUCAUCAGUGGCAUGAUUGCCAAGGGCGCCAUGGGCUGGCCUGGCAUAUCCUAUGUCUCGGGCUCCCUGUGCGCUGCCUGGUGUUUCCUUUGGCUGAUCUUUGCGUCCAACAAUGCCACCGAAUCGCGGUUUAUCGGCGAGUCGGAGUGCAAGUACAUUGAGUCUUCCCUGCAGCACAACGAGGACUUCCACGAUCGCACCAUACCCAUACCUUGGAAGGCCAUCUGGACCUCCGUGCCGUUCUUGGCCCUCCUGGUGACGCGCUGUUCGGAAACAUACGGCCUGAGCACGCUCCAGGCAGAAAUACCCUCCUACAUGAACGGAGUCCUCAAUAUGGACAUCCAGAGCAACGCCGUCUUCUCCUCCCUGCCUUUCCUGGCCAUGUGGCUGCUGAGUUACGUCUACCUGAUCGCCGCCGAUCUCCUGCUAAAGAAGAAAAUCCUCUCCCUGACCUCGGUGAGGAAGCUGUUCAACACAAUGUCCUUCUGGAUACCUGCCGCCGCUCUGAUCGGCAUCGGCUUCCUCAACGAGGACCACAAAAAGCUGGCCAUCAUUCUGAUGACCGUGUCGGUGGGCGUAAAUAGCGGCGCUACCAUCGGAUCUUCCCUGAACACCAUCGACCUGUCGCCCAAUCAUGCUGGCAUUCUGAUUGGCUUGAGCAACACGGUGGCGAAUGUGAUUCCCAUCCUCACCCCACUGAUUGCCGGCGAAAUCGUGACCGAUAAGCACAAUCGCGGCCAAUGGCAGAUCGUCUUCGGAUUGGCGGCCAUUAUAUUCUUUCUUGGAAACGUGGUCUUCGUCAUUUGGGGCACUGCCAAGGCGCAACCCUGGGAUGCCGACGACUAUCUGCAGCCCAAGGAUGCAGAGUCCGCCAAAGAAAAGUCCCCCACGCCACACGCCGAGGUCGCCCCACCCAUCGAUCCCAUUUUGGAGCAGCAAAUCACCUGGCCAGAGAGGUACACGGCAAAGGCUGUCGAGUGAUUUCUUGAUUUGUGGCGGAAGUGGCCGUCGCCACUUAAACAAUUGAUUUUGUUAAUCAGUAUUAACCAUAAGUAGGCUGUAAUUUAUAUUUAUUCUAUUUAUAAGGGGUGACCGUAGCGUGCGGGGCAUAAGUAAAUUAUUUUCAAUUGACUCGCUUUUGUUCCCAAUUGUUACCAAUCGGCCGAGCUGGUGUUGUGAUUCCAGUACUCCAAUCGAGGAGGACAAUCUAAUCUGUUAAUUUAUCUCAUAAAUGUAUAUAAGUAUAUAA